AAAAAAAAAAAAAAAAUUGGCCAACCCCGGAAAUACCCCCACCCGCCCGCCAAACCUGCCGACACACGACUCCAAAGCUCAGCUCCGGUCCUCGGCCCAUACAAAACUUCUGCAACCGUCAACCACAUCAAUUGCGCCCACCAUGUCUAUCCGAACCCUCAGAAUCGGUCUCAUUCCCGGCGACGGUAUCGGCAAGGAGGUCAUCCCCGCUGGCCGCCGCAUCCUCGAGGCCCUCCCCGCUUCGUUCAACCUCAAGUUCGACUUCGUCGACCUCAAGGCCGGCUUCGAGACCUUUGAGCAGACCGGCGCCGCCCUGCCCGACAAGACCGUCGAGGUGCUCAAGAAUGAGUGCGAUGGUGCCCUCUUCGGCGCCGUCAGCUCGCCCACCCAGGCCGUCAAGGGCUACUCGUCGCCCAUCGUUGCCCUCCGCAAGAAGCUCGACCUCUACGCCAACGUGCGCCCCGUCAAGUCCGUCAUGACCGCCGCCAAGCCCAUCGACAUGGUCAUUGUCCGUGAGAACACCGAGGACCUCUACGUCAAGGAGGAGACCACCCGCGACACUCCCGAGGGCAAGGUUGCCGAGGCCAUCAAGCGCAUCUCCGAGAAGGCCUCGUUCCGCAUCGCCGCCAUGGCUGGCGACAUCGCCCUGCGCCGCCAGAAGAUCCGCGAAGCCGGCUCCGCUAGCAUCCACCAGUCCCCCCUCGUCACCAUCACCCACAAGUCCAACGUCCUGUCCCAGACCGACGGCCUAUUCCGCGCCACCUCCAAGCGUGCCCUCGCCGACCCCAAAUACGCCUCCAUCAACAUUGAGGAGCAGAUUGUCGACUCCAUGGUCUACAAGCUCUUCCGUCAGCCCGAGGACUACGACGUCAUCGUCGCCCCCAACCUGUACGGUGACAUCCUCUCUGACGGCGCCGCUGCCCUCGUCGGCAGCCUGGGUCUCGUCCCCAGCGCCAACGUUGGCGAAGGCUUUGCCAUCGGUGAGCCCUGCCACGGCAGCGCCCCCGACAUCCAGGGCCAGAACAUUGCCAACCCCAUCGCCACUCUCCGAAGCACCGCCCUGAUGCUCGAGUUCCUCAACGAGGAGGCCGCCGCUGCCAAGAUGUACGCCGCUAUCGAUGCUAACCUCGAGGAGGGCAAGCUGCUGAGCCCCGAUCUGGGCGGCACUGCCACUACCGAGCAGGUUGUCGAGGACAUUCUCCGAAGACUGUAAAUUGUCUCUGGAGUAAUUGGACUCAUGGUCUGUAGCAAGUAAAAAGGAAAAUUGGAUAGGUUAUCAAAAAUCGGGGAAUUGAUUCUAGAGGAGAUUGUAUAAUUUAUACAUGUCGGAUU
Ilyonectria robusta is the source of this 1332-nucleotide messenger RNA. RefSeq lists its product as uncharacterized. NCBI's taxonomy places the organism in Eukaryota, Fungi, Ascomycota, Sordariomycetes, Hypocreales, Nectriaceae. The coding region runs from base 143 to 1213 and encodes 356 amino acids. Gene Ontology annotation, molecular function: isocitrate dehydrogenase (NAD+) activity; magnesium ion binding; NAD binding. The transcript has 2 exons. Gene Ontology annotation, cellular component: mitochondrion. The record is from RefSeq and is a predicted model, not a curated record. Gene Ontology annotation, biological process: tricarboxylic acid cycle; isocitrate metabolic process.